AUGCACGGCCACCUGCCCCGCGCGGGCCCCGUCGGGGGAGGUGGGCCCGGGAGCGGAUCCUGCCUGGGAUGGUCUGGGGAUGAUCCAGGGGAUCGUCCGGACUCAACCCACAUGCCCGGCGCCCCGAAAGAGGGAAGCACUUGCGCUGGACCCAGUUCUCGGCCGCCAGGCCCCGAGCCUGUGGGCGCCCGGCGGUGCCGCACACGCCCUCGGGUCCCCGUGCCCUCUUCCAGCUCCCGGAGAAGUCCCGCCGCUGGCGCAGCAAAGGAAGGCGGGCCCGCCCUUGAGCUGGACACCAGUCCCCGGGCCUCCGCAGGCGCCCCGGUGAUCACUUCUGCGGUCAUGCGGAAGAAGGGCUCAGGGGAAAAAGAACCAAGAAGCCCUGGCACGGGGUUGGGGGGGGACAUCCUUGCCCGCUCAGCAGCGUGGAAGACUGAGGGUGUGUGCUCCACUGAGUCUGGCAAUCUGCCAGGGAAUGUGAGGAAGAACCGCUACAAAGAUGUGUUGCCGUAUGAUCAGACACCUCUCCCGCUAGCAAUGAUCCAGGAGGAGGGACAUGGCGAUUACAUCAAUGGCAACUUCAUUUGGGUCAGAAAAAGUGUGAGCAUUUUCUGGGCCCAAGAACGGGAACCACUACAGAUUGGGCUUUUUUGCAUCACCCUAACAAGGGAGACAUGGCUGAAUACAGACAUCGUGCUCAGGACUCUCCAGGUCACUUUUCAGAAGAAAUGCCCUUCUGUGUAUCAGUUGCAAUAUAUGUCCUGGCCAGACAGAGGAGUCCCUAGCAAUCCUGAACAUGUGCUUACCAUGGUGGAGGAAGCCCGUCGCCUCCAGGGAUCUGGCCCCAGCCCCCUCUGUGUCCACUGCAGUGUAGGUUGUGGGUGAACAGAUGUCCUGUGCACUGUGGAUUAUGUGAGACAGUUACUCCUGACCCAGAUGAUCCCACCUAACUUUAGCCUCUUCAACGUGGUCCUGGAGAUGAGAAACCAGAGGCCUGCAGCUGUGCAGACAGAGGAGCAGUACAGGUUCCUAUACCACACAGUGGCUCAGAUGUUCUCAGCACUCCAAAAUACCAACCCUCUUUACCAGAAUUUCAAGGAGCAUUGUGGCCCAGUCUACGAGGACGCCCUGUCCUUCCAGACCUCCCUGGCCCUCACCACCACAGCACGCCCAGUUGGUGAGGUCCUCAGGUACCCAGCUCCAUCUCCCCCCGGGCUCGCCAUGGCCGACACGUACGCGGUGGUGCAGAAGCGCGGGGCGCCGGCGGGCCCCGGGGCGGGCGCGGGCGCGGGGGCGCGGGGCGCGGGCGCGGAGGAGGCACCGCUGUACAGCCAGGUGGGGCCGCGCGCCCGGAGGCCGCCGGCACACGCUGAGGACGCGCGGGGGCUGCUGCCCGGCGGCGCUCCUGCCGACCAGAGCCCUGCCGGGCCUGAUGCCUAUGAGGAUGUGGUGGAUGGCCCUCAGACCGGUGGGCUAGGCUUCAACCUGCGCAUUGGAAGGCCCAAAGGGCCCCGGGACCCCCCUGCUGACUGGAGCCAGGUGUGAGUGCGCAAGCUGCCUGCCUGUUGCCCCCCCAUGAGCACCUGCACUGCUGACGGCCGUGCUCUGCUAUGUGAAGUGCUGGGAAUGGGAAUGCUGGUCCUGGAUCAAAAUAAAAGUUUCUCAGGGUGGAAAUAUAGGGGCUUUGCCCCAGUGAUUAUAGCAUUCAAAGCCUGAGGCUGGGGGAGGUAGUUGGAAGAUAAUGGCUGGUAAGGCUGCAGUGAACAGAUUCAAGAAUAAACAUCAGGAAUGGGUCCAACCCCAGGGGACUAGUCAGGUUCUCCCAGGUGUGAAGAAGAGGAUGGACAGAUGGGCUUCUAUAAAUUGCCCCCAUCGUCCAUAAUGCACUAGUUCAUCUCGAUAGUUGAACCUCUCUCACUUAAGACACUCAGCUGGAUACAGAAAGGGGUGGGCCGUGAAAAAGACUGAUGGAUGCUUCCCCACCCUGCCGUCACCAUUCAGACAGAUCCAAGCCAGGUAUAACAACCCAGCAGACUGAUUUCAAACAGGUAAAAAGAUCCCCAGAUGGGUAUGCAGACAGAUGGGCCCCCAACUGGGACAAGUAGAUAGCCAUAUACAGCCAGAUCUUCAGAGGGACAGACCACAGCUGGAAGGAUGGACCUCCAGUCAGAGAGAGAAAUCAACUAACAGCCUGACAGACCAGCCCCAGCAAGAGAGACCAUAAAAAACAACCCUCUCCUGGCUAGGCAGCCAGCCAGACACCAGCCAGAUGGACCUCUAGGUGGACAGACUCCCAGACAGACAUAAACAAAUCCCUAGCUGAACAGGCACACAGACAUCCUCUCAGCUAGACAGACCUACCCCCAAGUGAGUGGACAGACUAACCUAGUCAGACUCCUCUCUAGCCAGAUGGACUCUCAGCCAGACCCUUGAUUGUACAGACAGCCUCUCAACUUAGCAAUAGACGUCUAGGUGAACUUCUAGAUGGUUGGAUAGUCCCCAUCAACUCACCAAUUCCAAAGAACCCACAUUUUAGCAGACAAAUUGAUGCACCACCUGCUGAGAAGACUGCCAGGUGGAUCCCCAGGCAGUCAACAAGCCAGAUAAGUAGACAAACGCUCAGGGAGAUAAGCAUCCUAAGCCUGACAGAUUGCCCACCAUCUACCAACUUGGUAUUCAUUGCACAUCAGAUCCUUCAAACAGGUUAGAUAUUUGCUAGCCAGAUCGACCUCCAGUCUCUCAGAGAGGAUAGGGCCGCAUUGGCACAUGAACUCCUAGUCAGGCACAUAACAGAUGACUCCAGCCAGACAGUGAGGCACUGUGCUCAGGCAGAGAUAAAUAAACCCCAAGCCAACUGGCCAGCCAUAUCCCAAACUGGACAGCCAGAUGAACAGGUGGACCCUCAUCUGGAGAGAUAAAUGGACCCCCAACAACUCCGAUUCCAUUUAGACAGAUCCCCACCAGAUAGACCCUAGUCAGACAGUAAGACCCUCAACUAGACUGAGUCUGAGCCGUUCACAUAGACCCUUAGCCAGACAAACACCCAGCCCUUGAACUGACAGCAGAUGCACACAGAUUGCUAGUUUGGCAGACAGGUCUGCAGCUGGCAAAACAGACAUCUAGCCUCAUAGAUGGACUGACAACAGACUGACAGAUCAGUCUGUAGCCAGAUAGGCUGAUAAAUCUCCAAGUAGAUAGCUAGAAAAGUAAACUCCAGCAGACUGAAUGCCAGCUUGAUAAGACCCUCAGAAAGAUCCCCAGCUAGACAGACACUGCAUGAGCCAGACAGAUCUCCAACUGGACAGAUAGAAAAAUGGGCCACCCAGCCAGAAAACAAGCAAUCCUCCAUCAAGAUAGAUCUUCAAACCAGACAACCCCAACUGAACAGAAAGACGAGAUUAAAUUUACACUUGAUGCUAAAUUUACACUUGAUCAAAACCCUGAUCCUACUCUGUGAGCCUCUCUCCUGAUGUGAUUUUCCUGACAAUGUCUAGUUCAUUCAGGUGGAUUCCCACCCAUCCCUCCUCAGCAAAGUGCCCUCCCAAGGCUGUUGGAGAGCGAUCCUGUGUCUGUGAUGAGCAUGGACCACUGAGGCCAUCGCCAGCCACCUGCCCAGCCAGGCCCACAUCCCUCAUUCAGUUACUGUGAGAAUUCAGUGAAAGAGAGAAUAUAAAGAUUUAGUUCAGGAGCUUAUGCUUGAUAAAUGUUAGACCAUAAUCAGAUCUUGGCUCCUACCCUCAGUACAGGUUCUGAGAAAAGUCAUUUUCCCUUUGAGUGUUAGUAAAAGGAAAGUGAAACUUGCCUUCCUUGGCCACAACAGUGCUUGCUGGCAUUGGACUUAACUUGUCAAGUGCUAUAAGGUCUCUGCACAAGAAGCAGUUCAACCAGCAGAAACCUGGAAUUGCAGAGAAACCUAGGGAUUCUCCAGCUUAAUGGGGACCAGGAGGCCAGCAUCACCCGGAGUGAUGAGGUGGAGCUGACCUUGGUGGAAAGAGGCAGGAAGGAGGACCCAAAGCUACUGGUAACGGGAGAUUUGAGGUGUCAUUUAGAGUGGAAACUGAUCUCAAAAAUAUUAAGUUCAUUUGGCUCCAGAGACUAGAAAGGGAAAAGCAGUAGUAUCUUGGAGGAGAGGCAGUCUAUGGCAAAAGGAAGAAGCAUAUUUCCCUCCACAGAGGAGGGAAACCAGUGUUAAUUAAAACAUUGGUCUCUGGGGUCUGCCCUGAGGCUAGCACCGACUCAGCUCAAUUUCCUACCAGAAACCAUUAUGGUGGGGUGCAGUAGACCCUUUUGGGGAAGAUCUUUUUAACAAUUAGGUCUGAGGCUAAACUGUUUGCAAUCCUUAGCUGCCCAUUCCAAACUGAAGAGUUGUUCUGCUGAAAGUGAGAAGAGCUUCCAUGCUUUGUGAUUAUCAGCAGGAAGAUGCCCCAGCAACAUAGAAAAACCUAUAGGAUUGCAAGGCAGAGCAUUCAGAAUGCUGGGCUGGGCUCUUUACAUAUUUUAUCUCAUUCUGUCUGUAAAACAAUAUCUGUGAGUAAGUUUUACCACUGAGCCCAUUUUGCAGAUGCAGAGGAGACUCAGAAAAGAUAGUUGUUAGUUUGAGACUCACACCCAGAUUUAUGUCUUAGUGUUUAGUGUUACAGAAAUAUAUGGCUCUGAGUGAAAGAAACCCUAAAUCAUUAAAUGAAUAUAAAUAGCUAGCCUGACUGGGUCCUUGGUAUGCACAUGGACUGAAUGAUUAAUCUUCAGAGCAACCCACACACAGAAGUAAGUUGGUUAUCCCCACUUUGCAGAAGCCAGGAAUAACUGCAAUGAACACAGUAUUAUUUAAUACUUCUUUAAACUAAUUAGGCCUGUAUCAUAGUGUUGAAUAGCUUGGACUCAGUCACUUACUAGUAGUGUGAUCUGGAGCAAGUUUUCAGUUUCUCUCUGGUUCAGUUAGUUUCCUAGGCUGUAAAUUGAACACAAUAAAGUUACUUUUAUCAUAAGGUCACCACACGAAUGAUUGUUCAGAGCAAGAGUGAAUCUGGGUUUUUACAACAUACAUAGAAAAGAAGAUUUAUUUUUCUUUCAGGGAUUAUUUCCAGAAUAAAACAAUUUCCACAGUUCUAGUCUUGGUUAACAGUUGCAUUUUCAGUCAGAAAAAUGAUUUAUUCAACAUAUGUUAUUGAGAUAACUAAGUAGUCAGGAAAAAGAAGUUCAAACCAUAUGUCAUACAGCAGGACAAAUCCUAAAAGUAUCAGAGAUUUGAAUAUAAAAUAUUAAACCACAGAAGCAUUAGAAGAAAUUAUGGGAGAUUUUCUUUAUAUUCUUGGACUACAACAGUCCUUGCUAAAUAUGGAAAGACAUCAGAAGCCCAAAAGAAGAUAAAUUCUAAUGCAUAGAAAUAUUUCAACCUCGCAAAAAUCACCAUAAGCACAGUCAGAAAAGUAAUGGCAAACUUGAAAAAGAAUUACAACUGAGAUCAAACAAAAGGCUAAUUUUCUGAGAUAUUAAAAGCUCCUAAGAAUAAGUAAAGGCCGAAAGCUCAAAAUAAAAAAUGUGCAAAGAUGCCCUAUCUCACCUGUAAUAAAAACUGAGUAUCAGAAUUUUAUACUGAGAUAACUGAUUUCAUUUAUGUUAGCAAAGAUCAAAAAGUUUAAUAACACAGUGUUACCAAGGAAAUGUUCCCCUAUAGAGCCAGUGGCUGUUUAAAUGCAUGCUACCGCUAUGGAAAGCACUUUAACAACACCUAUUUAAAAAUACACAUACUCUUGGAGGCAGAUAUUUCAUUUCUAGACAUUUAUCUUAUGUGGAUACUCAUAGAACUCCAAAAUGACUGUUACACAUAGUUAUUCACUGUAGCACUGUCUAUAGUAGCAGAAGGCUGGAAACACUUGAAAUGUUCUAAAUGGGGUCUUGGUUAAACAAAUGCAAUGAUGGAAUACUAUGCAGCUGUAAAAAAGGGGAAUGAGACCACCUCUGUGUACUGGUGUGAACAAA
Molecule: messenger RNA, 5979 nt
Organism: Nyctereutes procyonoides (raccoon dog)
Lineage: Eukaryota; Metazoa; Chordata; Mammalia; Carnivora; Canidae
Gene: PTPN18
Product: protein tyrosine phosphatase non-receptor type 18
Biological process (GO): peptidyl-tyrosine dephosphorylation
Cellular component (GO): nucleus; cytoplasm
Molecular function (GO): non-membrane spanning protein tyrosine phosphatase activity
Source: RefSeq, a predicted model, not a curated record